AUGCCUGGCAUACCUCCUGAGGCAAUACUUGAAGCUCUCAUCCCCGGUUAUGGCUUUUUCGCCCGCCUUAUUUUCAACCUCGGCAAUGAUAUCUCAUCCUCAUUCUUUAUUCUCAUGGCGUCGUUGGCUUUUGGAGCGUAUGCUGUGCCAGCGUUCCGGAGCCGGCUCCAAACUUUCAUUCUAGCCUUUGCCGCGUCAAUUGAGAUCAGAUACAAUGACGAAUUGUACAAUAGUUCCUUGCGCUGGAUUUCCAGGCGAAAUAGCUUGAACAGAACGCUGCAUCUCGUUGCUGGUGCAGGAAAAUUCCAACCUUGGGAUGACGAGCACAUCGACAUACGAGAGAACUCACCGAGGAAGACCAUUUGCGCUUCGAAAGCAACCCGCGAGAUUUCUGGACCAAACGAAAGACCCUACCAUCUUCAUCAUUUCACCUACAAAGGAUGCUGGAUCGCCUUGCGCCGUCAACCAUAUGAAAAUAUACGCGUUCCUUGGGCUGCUGAUAUAGAAAAGUUGCAGUUUUAUGCAGCACCAUGGAGGACGCAGACCCUUAAAUCACUCCUUAGCGACGUACAGGAGUCCUCCGUUGAGCAUGAUAAUCGCCGCAUCGUUAUAAGAAGGGCAGUGAGGUUGGGAUCGAAAUUCGAGUGGACGGACGAAACAUUCAGGAAACCGCGCCCAUUAUCGACGAUUAUUAUGGACCAUAGACAGAAGAAGGAAAUCAUCGAAGACCUUCAGAAUUACCUCAACCCUCGUACCCGCCAAUUCUACCAGUCGCGGGGUUUCCCUUAUCGGCGGGGUUACCUUUUGUAUGGUCCGCCUGGUACAGGAAAAUCAAGUCUGUGCUUUGCCCUCGCUGGUCUGGCGCGGCUCCCCAUCUAUUUAGUCAGUCCCAGUGCCACUGGCCUGGACGAGUGUAGCCUAGGGAGUCUCUUCCGAUCUCUACCGGAACAGUGUAUUGUUCUUUUUGAAGAUAUUGACCAGGCCGGCAUUCGGAAACGCAACUCCGGUAUACCCCUUUCCCAUGAACACGAGGAAACAGUUGAAGACGAAGAAAGGAGUGUUCAAGAGAAGGGAACAAAUGGCAUCACUCUUUCUGCUAUACUCAACGUUCUUGGCGGCGUGGCCGCCCAGGAAGGUCGCAUUCUAGUUAUGACUACCAAUCACUUUGAAGACCUUGAUUAUGCCCUGGUGCGUCCCGGGCGCGUGGAUAUGAAAGUCUUCUUGGGCCACGCAGACCAGUCAGCCGUCCAAGAACAAUUUCUCACAGUCUAUUUAAAGCCUGUCGACGAACUUGUUAUUGGAAAUCGGGACUCAGCUGGUUCCAUCUGUCCAUUAUCUGCGCCAGCCAGUCCAAAGUGGGCAUUGGAUGACAUUGUCAAUCUGAAGCCAAGUCCCUUCGGGUCGACAUGCAGCGGCGGAGAUUCAGAAUUAUCUUUUGCAGUAUAA
Messenger RNA from Aspergillus thermomutatus, 1446 nucleotides. RefSeq lists its product as uncharacterized. The record is from RefSeq and is a predicted model, not a curated record. Lineage: Eukaryota; Fungi; Ascomycota; Eurotiomycetes; Eurotiales; Aspergillaceae. Gene Ontology annotation, biological process: protein insertion into mitochondrial inner membrane from matrix; mitochondrial respiratory chain complex III assembly. Gene Ontology annotation, cellular component: mitochondrial inner membrane. The transcript has 2 exons. The coding region runs from base 1 to 1446 and encodes 481 amino acids. Gene Ontology annotation, molecular function: ATP binding; ATP hydrolysis activity.